This is a messenger RNA of Cajanus cajan (pigeon pea), 1579 nucleotides long. NCBI's taxonomy places the organism in Eukaryota, Viridiplantae, Streptophyta, Magnoliopsida, Fabales, Fabaceae. The record is from RefSeq and is a predicted model, not a curated record.
GGAAAAUGAAAAAGGUGCGGAAUUGCAUUUGUAGUUGUUUGUUUGACUCUCUUUGUUAGUUUGUGUUACCUUGGCCUUCUUCUUCUGUGUUUCUCUCUCCUUUCUUCUUCAAUUCCACACCAAACUUAGAGAGAGAAAGGGAAAGCAACCUAACCCUUUUCUCUGCAAUCACACACUCUCACACCCACUUUCCCCAAUUCCCAUUCUCUCUCAAAUUUCGACGGUUUUCGCAAUCCAACAAAAGCCUCUGAUCAAUCCCGAUUCUGAAAAUGGCGUCUUCCAGCGCAGCCGGUGCUGGAUCCACCGAUCCCACAGCUGCCAGGAGAAACAACACCAAGCGACCUAAGUAUUCGAAGUUUACCCAGCAAGAACUUCCAGCGUGUAAGCCAAUUCUCACGCCACGAGCGGUUAUUUCGGCAUUCUUGCUUGUCAGUGUUGUAUUUGUUCCUAUUGGAGUUGCUGCACUGAUUGCUUCAAGGAAGGUUGUUGAAAUUGUUUAUAGGUAUGAAUCAAAAUGCAUACCACCCAACGUUACUGACAAGGUGGCAUACAUUCAGAGUUCUGCAGAUAAAACAUGCAAAUUUUCACUACAUGUGGAAAAGCACAUGAAGUCACCUAUUUAUGUCUACUAUCAGCUUGACAACUUCUACCAGAAUCAUCGCCGAUAUGUUAAAAGUCGAAGUGAUGAGCAAUUGAGGGAUCCUGGUGAAGAGGACUCAACAAGUGCUUGUAAGCCUGAAGAUACAGCCAAUGGAAAGGCAAUUGUACCAUGUGGUCUUAUAGCUUGGAGUUUAUUCAAUGACACGUACAGCUUCUCUCGUGACAACCAUAAUUUGACGGUGAACAAGAAGGGCAUCUCCUGGAAAAGUGAUAGAGAGCACAAAUUUGGGAAAAAUGUUUUCCCUAAAAACUUCCAGAACAGUUCUAUUAAAGGUGGUGCAAGUCUCAAUGAAUCCAUACCAUUGAGUGAACAGGAGGAUCUUAUUGUCUGGAUGCGAACUGCUGCUUUGCCUACUUUUAGGAAGUUAUAUGGAAAGAUCGAGGUGGAUCUGAAUGAAGGUGAUAGCAUAAAUGUAACACUGCAGAAUAAAUAUAACACAUACAGCUUUAAUGGCAGGAAAAAGCUUGUACUGUCAACUACUAGCUGGCUUGGUGGGAAGAAUGACUUCCUUGGCAUUGCAUAUCUCACUGUAGGAGGAUUGUGCUUCUUUUUGGCUUUGGCUUUUACCAUUGUAUAUUUUGUCAAGCCAAGGCAACUUGGAGACCCCACAUAUUUAUCAUGGAACAGGAAUCCAGGAGGGCACUGAGAAAAGAAACUCAGUAUACUUGAUGGUUAUUUCCAAGAUUACAGCACUUGACUAUUCUACAAAUGUGGGUGUAGGUUUUGUACAUGAAUGUUACCUGAUUACUAGUAGCACUUGUGAAUUUAGGUGUUCUUAUCGUAAGAAAACCAAAACAUAUUUUUUCUUUUUUCUGUUAUGCAUGAGAAUUGAAAUAUGUUGUAUGUCCUGAUAAAGUGUUAAAUAUAUGUUGUAGUUGCAUUUCAUACAACCUGGAAAAAAUAGUUCUUGUUUGGUUU